Molecule: messenger RNA, 778 nt
Organism: Malaya genurostris
Lineage: Eukaryota; Metazoa; Arthropoda; Insecta; Diptera; Culicidae
Gene: Lsm12a
Product: LSM12 homolog A
Exons: 5
Coding region: 48-620 (190 amino acids)
Source: RefSeq, a predicted model, not a curated record
AAAAAUCUGGCAACCUGGAAACGCUGAAUCAAUGUGAAGUUUUUAAAAUGGCUGGAUUAGUUCAGGAUUGUUUUUCAAUAGGAAGUACUGUAGCUUGUACAACAUGUUACAAUCAAAAUAUUGAAGGCGAAGUACUUGCGUUUGAUCAACAAACGAAAAUGCUUAUAUUGAAAUGUUUGUCCGCUAGUAACACAACUAAGCUAAAUGACGUUUUUAUUGUCAAUCUGGCGCUGUGUAGCGACGUCCAGGUAAAAAGAGAAGUUAACUUGAUACCAGAUCCACCACUGUCUUUAAAUUUGCAACGCUUGAGUACACGAGUUCGGAAUCAGGUAGAACAAAAAAGACGCCAAGUUUCAGCAUUAGCAGCAGGAGUUAGUCCAGAAGGGCAAAAUCUUUUCUUAGCAAUAGCACGCACUAUCAAUCAGGUUUCGUGGUCUGGGCCUAACAUUGUUGUUUUUCAAGAUGUUACUAUCACUCCGCCUUAUAAAGUAGAUAAUGUGAACGGCUCACCAGAUUCCAGGCAGUUGACAUAUGUAAAAAAAAUUGUCGAAAAGCAUCUCAAUGAUAAAGUAUCAGCAACUUCAAGCAUACCGUCUAUGGCAGUCUCUUCAAAACAGUAACAUAGUAGAUUGAGGGAAAAUAACUAAACAGCCCAUACCAUCAACAGCAAUUAGGAUUUAUGAUGGGAGUAAUCCAAAUCAGAAGCAAGACGUAUAUAGUCCGAUUGAUAUAAUCUUAAAAAGAUUUUAAUGAAUACAACUGAAAACAAGUACCAAAA